AUGAUGAUGGUGAGUAGCAGUAGUAUUAGUAGUAAUUAUUCCGAAACUGGGAUGAAUGAUCCAUCAAUGCUCCAUGAUGAUCCCAUCCCCACAUCCCCAACCUGGAAGCUGUACCGUAACCCAUUCUUUAUUAGCAAUUCAUACCAUUCUUCUUCUUCUCAUCACCACCAUAAGAGCCCUCCCUUACAGCGGAGCCACAGCGCUAGCUCUCGUGGCACCGGCGCUGCAACUGCUUUCUGGGAUCUUACUUUCUUCAAAAUGGAAGAGAACCAGACUGUGAUGGAGCUCAAGGCUGAGCUGGACUACGAGCGGAAGCUGCGGAAGAAGGCGGAGUCUCUGAACAAGAGGCUGGCCAGGGAGGCGGCGGAGGAGAGGAGCGGGAAGGAAGCGUUGGAGAGGGUCUGCGAGAAUCUGGCCAGGAAAGUGUCGGCGGAUGCGGCGGAGAUGGAUCGGAUGAGGAGGGAGAUGGAGGAGGAGAGGAAGAUGCUGAGGAUGGCGGAGGUGCUCAGGGAAGAGAGAGUCCAGAUGAAGCUCUCCGACGCCAGGAUUGUCUGGGAGGAGAAGAUGUCGGAGAUUCUGAGCCUCGUCCACGAGAAGGGAAUUGAGGAGCAUUGGGGAAUUGGGUUGGGAGGGAAGGAGGAGGAAAAGAAAGGGAACGACGGUGAAGCUCCUCCGACCAGCCUGGCGGUGACCGGUGAUUCCCAAGCAGCUGCUGUGGAUCUGCCAGGGAAAUGCAGGAAGCUGAUUAUCGGCGGUGACAAGUGGUGGUGGGAUGAGGUUGGUGGUGGCAGCAGAGACAGGGGAAUUGCUGGUGGCAGUGGGGUUGGGGCGAUUGAGAAUCCACAUAUACGGCGAGGGAUCAAAGGUUUCGUGGAGUUUCGGAGAGUGGUCCGAUGCAGUAGUGUUGUUGGAUCGAAGAACAGCAGCAGCCGGCAAUGGGGGACAAAGCUGGAGUGCCAGAAGGCGCAGCUGAAGAUUUUGUUGAAACAGAGGAGCCCCAUUCGAUCAUCCACCAACACCCUUAUCAUUAGUUGA
Molecule: messenger RNA, 1035 nt
Organism: Linum tenue
Lineage: Eukaryota; Viridiplantae; Streptophyta; Magnoliopsida; Malpighiales; Linaceae
Source: the annotation of a GenBank genome assembly